Molecule: messenger RNA, 261 nt
Organism: Penicillium daleae
Lineage: Eukaryota; Fungi; Ascomycota; Eurotiomycetes; Eurotiales; Aspergillaceae
Exons: 1
Coding region: 1-261 (86 amino acids)
Source: RefSeq, a predicted model, not a curated record
AUGUCUGCAUGGCUGAUUGCACUCACUAGCUUCGAGACUAUUGUCCUGAGCUAUAUCGAUGCGCACCCAAUUCUCAACAUCAUCGUAUCACUUUUCAUUCUCAUCAAGGCGAUUCACAUUUUCAACCUGAUUCAUAUCCUUGGUGUGGACAUAUUCGACAUUGAAGUCUCUGGGUCCAGAACGCCAGCACCUGACACGUUCCGCCAGUUUUGCCUAGCCUUGAGGCUCGUUACAAGCACAUACGGCCUUCCAGCAAAUUAG